CAGAAUUAAUGAGAAAAGUUCCCUUGCCCUAGGGGUAAUUAGUGUCCUUGGAGUUAAAUAAGCUAAUACUUAGACACCUCUGGCACAAGCAAUUAUGUUUGUGUAUUGAAUAAUUGAUUCAAAGAGGGGGGAAGGGCUGCUAAUCAGAUCUGAGCAUAAUGAAUUGAUUUAAUUAACAGGGGAAUCUGAGGGUCUCUGGGAACUGCGCGCACUUUAUCCGUAGCAGGAGCGGGCGCAGCACAUAAAUUGGAGAGAAAGGCAGUGUGAGUAUGCUUUUAGCAGUUGUCAGGUCUGGAAUUGGAUUUCUUGAAUAUAGUUACAGUUUCGGAGCAAAUGAGAACGGGGGGAGAAUUUCUCUGUCGUCUAGUCUAAGCGUUUGAUACGAGUACAGUUACAUAUUCAGUAGAUUUUACUGCUUUCCAUUCUUUGUUUGCGUAUGGCAUUUACGAAGACCAACCAACAUUGUUUUACGGGUGUAAAUUGCAGUUGCAGUUUAGUCCGGAGAGGCAAUUUUCUGUGUUUAGCAAGAACAAACUGAGCGCGGGCACCGCUCUUUCUUUCACGGAUACAUUAUAUUAUCAAUUGCCUAGAAUAACAUUCAAACGCGUGUUCAUGUUACAAAGGUUUCCGUUACUAACGCAGAUACAAGCCAAGCGUUCGUGAAUUUUCAGCUUUCUGAACACAUAAGGACGAUUCGGUCGCUGUUUCAAAGCUCAUUUCUAAGAGAAGCCUUGUGCACACCGUCUGGUGAAGCCUGCUGGAGCCGAGAACGGAUCGUCUGGAGCCGGACUUCUCGUUCCUCAGGACGAUGGUGUUGGACAAGGAAGAGAGUGUACCGAUGCUCUCCGUCCAGCCCAAAGGGAAACAGAAGGGGUGCGCUGGCUGCAAUCGCAAGAUUAAAGACCGCUACCUGCUCAAGGCCCUGGACAAAUACUGGCACGAGGACUGUCUGAAAUGUGCCUGCUGCGACUGUCGCCUGGGGGAGGUGGGCUCCACCCUCUACACGAAAGCCAACCUCAUCCUCUGUCGCAGGGACUACCUGAGGCUCUUUGGUACAACAGGGAACUGCGCUGCCUGCAGUAAACUGAUCCCAGCCUUUGAAAUGGUGAUGAGAGCCAGAGAUAAUGUUUACCAUUUGGACUGUUUUGCCUGUCAGCUUUGUAACCAGAGGUAAGGAGAGAGAGAGAGAGAGCACUCACAACUGUGUCGUGAGACUGCCUUUUUGAAAUAUGUAAUGCUGAUCUGAAAUGGCCAUUAGCUCAAACUAGUUAGCCAUUUAACAAAAAACCUGCCUCUUGAGGUGCAACAGAUCUGUUUUGUCUGUGUAAGACUGUCUGUGUAAAUACAGAUUUGUUUGUUGUCUGUCUUCCCAUUUUGAAAGCACACGCGUGUUGCAUUGCAUUAGCAACACUUAACUCUUUUCUAUGUUGACCCUGCCAUUAGUUUGUCCUUGUUUGUGUUUUGUGACUAGAAACAACUGGGAUUAUAAACUUGAGGGGAACAAAAUUAGCUAAUGUAUCAAAAGUGAUACAGCUGCCAGACCAAUGCCAACACUCACAAUGCUUUAGUUGAAAGGUUCACUUUAAGCCACAGCAAUAGACCUCCAAGAGGCCACUCUACGGGAACAUGCCUUACAAGUUUGGGUACCACACUACAGGGUAGUGGAAUUAAACAGAUUUUUUUUUAAACAAAUACUGUAUGCUAUUCAGUCCAGGAAUGUUAACUAUGUUAACUAGACACCUUAGUGACCCACAUGGGCCAAAGCCUUGCUCACUCCGUCCUAGGUCCUGACCGCUCCUCAACUCUGAGCUCUACACUAUUACAUCCAUACAUACUCUCCUCACAAUACAAUGCAACAAUCCCAUAACAGUACCACAGUGCAGCACAGAGAACACUCUGCUAAUCAUGGGGUAUUGUGACCCUCUCCAUCCAUACAGCACAAGCACAUUAACCUUCCACAGGGAUGAGUCAGUAACCAUGGUGAGCACCUGGCUGGGGUAUGGGAAUGCUGGCU
This is a messenger RNA of Salvelinus sp. IW2-2015, 2014 nucleotides long. RefSeq names its product LIM domain only 1 (gene lmo1). Lineage: Eukaryota; Metazoa; Chordata; Actinopteri; Salmoniformes; Salmonidae. Gene Ontology annotation, cellular component: nucleus. Gene Ontology annotation, molecular function: DNA-binding transcription factor binding; transcription coactivator activity. The record is from RefSeq and is a predicted model, not a curated record. Gene Ontology annotation, biological process: positive regulation of transcription by RNA polymerase II.